AAAGCAGGCAAUCAUAUUGAACGCCUCAUCACGUGAGGACGCGUUGCUGUUCGCGUCACGUGCACCUCACUUUCGUCGUCAUUGGAAAUGCGAGUCGGUCAACUCCAUUGCAAUCUAAACAGGUCAGCAUGUGGAUUCUCGAUUCCGAAGGGGAUUUCCUGGAAGGUAGACGCGUAUGGCUGAAACCCGGGAAGAAGUAUCUCUUCGGUCGCAUCAAGCAGGACGGAGUACGUCACGCUAUACAACAUGCCUCUAUCUCCAGAAAACAUCUCGUUAUUGAAGUUUCUCCUGUGAAACCUGGCGAUGGUUCGCAUAUUCAUACCAAAUCAGAAAUCACAGUCAGUGACCAGGGAUCUAAAUGCGGUACCACUGUGGAUGGAGAACAGAUAAAAGGCCUUUCGAAACGUCUCAGUGGGGAGGAACACACAAUCAUCCUGGGAAGAUACCAGAAUCCAUUGAGGAUUCGAUGGCAAUCUACCGUCCUUAGCUUUUCAUUUUCGUCGAAAGAAUUAAAAGCAAAGGACCCUUUAGGGCCCAUACGCUCACGGCUGGAGGACUUGGAUAUCAAGACUAUCAUUCCGUAUGUGGUCGGGAAGACAACCCAUGUCGUGCAGAACAAGCGAAACACGGCAAAGGGACUCCAAGCUCUCAUAAAUGGCCAGUACAUCGUUCAGGACUCAUACGUCGAUGCUUUAGUAUAUGCAGCUACGCCAGGGGACCUAGAGAAUAUAGAGUCGCUAUCUCCUCUGGAAGAGAACUUCGACGCAGCCUGGCCAGAUCCUUCCGAACACCUUCCACCUCCAGGAAAAGAGCCGAUCCAGAGACCCCCGGAAGCCUUUGCACCAAAUAAAGAUCGCAUCAAUGUUUUCGAAGGCUAUACUUUUGUCUUCUGCGACACUUCCCAGUUUGAGAAUCUACAGGCUCCUAUAACGAAUGGCCACGGCAAGGCAUUGUUCUAUCAGAUCGAAAACGGCGUCACCACCGCAGAAGAAAUAAUACAGUUCAUGCGAAGUGCUGCAGGCCAGAAAGGGCUGGGAAGCGAACAUGAAGGCCCAGGUGUUGUUCUUGUUCGUUUCCGUGCAAAGGGACGCUAUGAAUCGUGGUCUAUUGAACUCGGAAACCAGGUUGCUUUAAUGAUGGAUCAGCGCGUCAUAGAACAGAGUGAGUUCCUGGAUGCUAUCCUGCGGAAUGAUGCGUCGUCUCUGUGUCGGCCUCUUCCCCGAGAGAUAGAACCCAGCCAGGAAGCUAUUCCUCCUAGAGCACCUUCAGAACCGACACCUGCUAUGGACAGGGAAGCCCAGUCUCAGCAAGCACCUCAGCAAGAUACCCAGACCUCUGAGGCAGUUGAGCAACCCAGGAAGCGCCGUCGGGUCCACAAUUUUGUGAGCAAAGUGAAAACUUUCGAUGAUGGUUUCGAUAUGGAAUCCAUCCCAGUGUAUACGCUGGAGGAAGGCGAAUCUGCUCAGCCAGAAUCUCAGUAUAUGGAAAUGGAACCAGCGACCAGUCAGCAAAUCCAAAGCCAAGCACGUACUGACGAGGAAGAUAUGAUGGCUAGCUUGCUUCCCGGUGCCAAUGCGAUGAAGAAGAGACGCGCAGAAUCUAGUCAGAAUAACCGACAAGAAGAAAACAUCGCGCCUAAAGAAGUAAUCCGCAAGCCGAAACGUCAAAAGCUUGACGUCCUGGAAGCAGCGCGGCAGCACCGCGAAGCUGAAGAAAACGCAGCUCAGGAGCAACUCCGUGAAGAAGAAGCGUCUCUCCAAGCUUCCCUGCAAGACAUGAGCAUAGAGCAGAUGAAGAAUCUCGUCAUCGUCGAGGAAAUGGAAGUACCUUCUAGGUUUGUGCGCUCUCAGACAGUAGAUGAGGGUAAUCGGUGGAACGACCAAUGGAAUGGGAGGAAGAAUUUCAAGAAAUUUCGAAGAAAAGGAGAUCUUAAUAUGCCCCGCAACCGUAUCCAGACCGUCAUUGUUCCGUUGGAGGAGGUGAAGCGGAAAGACUACGGUGUCGGAGACAUCUACUGGGCUGGUAAUCGCAGUACUCCUGACAGCAGCACGCGGGACCGAGCCAGUAACACAGAGCGACAACCUAGUCAGCCGCAACUGACGCAGUCAGAUAUAGCGGAAUCUAUAUCCCAGCAGCCUAUCCAGAAAGAUCCAACGCCCCCGCCUCCCAGAAACCCAAGGAGUCAACGGACUCAAAAAAGGGCUCGUGAAGUCCCUGACUCGGACAGUGACAACGAGCUACGGUUUCGGUUUCGUCGGAAAAGAUAAGAGCCGAGUUCAAGUGAUGAAAGGUGUGCUUAUUGCUAGAUUUGUCUGUCAUGUACAUAUUAUCUCUCCGCUUGUAAUAUGAGGUGUAUAUGGUGACGUUCACUGUCUGCGGACUUCAUUAGGAGAUUACAAGCGACUGGA
This is a messenger RNA of Paecilomyces variotii, 2408 nucleotides long. RefSeq names its product DNA damage response protein RcaA. The record is from RefSeq and is a predicted model, not a curated record. Gene Ontology annotation, cellular component: Mre11 complex. The transcript has 6 exons. Gene Ontology annotation, biological process: double-strand break repair via homologous recombination; mitotic G2 DNA damage checkpoint signaling. Gene Ontology annotation, molecular function: damaged DNA binding; protein binding. The coding region runs from base 129 to 2267 and encodes 712 amino acids. Lineage: Eukaryota; Fungi; Ascomycota; Eurotiomycetes; Eurotiales; Thermoascaceae.